Gadus macrocephalus (Pacific cod) is the source of this 2592-nucleotide messenger RNA. RefSeq names its product VRK serine/threonine kinase 2 (gene vrk2). Gene Ontology annotation, biological process: signal transduction; peptidyl-serine phosphorylation. The transcript has 15 exons. Bases 237 to 1991 code for a protein of 584 amino acids. Gene Ontology annotation, cellular component: cytoplasm; nucleus. NCBI's taxonomy places the organism in Eukaryota, Metazoa, Chordata, Actinopteri, Gadiformes, Gadidae. Gene Ontology annotation, molecular function: ATP binding; protein serine/threonine kinase activity. The record is from RefSeq and is a predicted model, not a curated record.
UUGUGAUUGACCAUCUGUCAUAAACCAACUGUCCAAAUCUUAUUUGGAAGUCAAUUCAAUAUUCAAUAGCAGUCCCUCAAACAAGUGUUAUAAAUAAUAUAUGUAUAUACGUUAUAUAAAUAUAGUUGAGCGAGUUGCCAUUAGCAACACAUUAAUACAUAUCGUCACCGACGGGUUAUGAACUUCUCUUUGGUUGACAACUUUGUCCGCUUUGAGUCUGCUCAGUAGAAGCUGGCAUGUCGCGGCCGCGUAAGAGCAAACUACCGAAGCCCCUACCGGACGGCUUUAACCUGACCGACAGCGAGAAGAAGCGCUGGAGGCUGGGCAGACUCAUCGGUCAGGGCGGCUUCGGGCUCAUAUAUCUAGCCUCCCAGGAUGUGGACUCAGCUGUUGCAGAAGACACCGGCUUUGUCAUAAAAGUGGAGUACCAGGAGAACGGCCCCCUGUUCUCAGAGCUCAAGUUCUAUCAGAGGGCAGCCAAGGCGGAGAUCAUAGAACAAUGGAAAAAUAGCAAGAAGUUGAGCUUCUUGGGCAUACCAACCUACUGGGGAUCAGGGCUAGCUGAACACAAUGGACUCAGGUACCGCUUCAUGGUCAUGGAGCGGCUGGGCGGAGACCUCCAGAGAGUGUCAGAGUGCAACAGGGGUCAAAUGAAGAGGGCCACCGUGCUCCAGAUUGGUCAGAGGCUGUUGGAUGUGCUGGAGUAUAUCCAUGACCAUGAAUACGUCCACGCAGACAUCAAAGCUGCCAAUCUAAUGCUGGGUUACACAGACCCGGAGAAGGUCUACCUUGCAGACUACGGCCUGGCUUACAGGUACUGCCCUGGGGGAAUACACAGGGAGUAUAAAGAGAACCCCAAGAAGGGCCACAACGGCACCCUGGAGUACACCAGUCUGGACGCCCACCUUGGAGUUGCACCCUCUCGGCGCGGGGACCUCCAGGUGCUGGGGUUCUGUUUGCUCCACUGGCUGUGUGGCGUGCUGCCUUGGGACGGCAUGCUGACCAACCCUGCCCAGGUCCAAGAAGCCAAGGCAAAACUGAUGAAUAAUCUGCCUCGCUCGGUCCAGCAGCUGUCUGCUAGUGGAUCAUCUACGGACGAGGUAGCGAGGUUGCUCCUGAACGUCAAAUCCCUAGGGUACCAGCAGCGGCCAGACUACCAGAUGCUCAGGGACCUGCUGGGCAGCGGCGUUCAGGGAAGGCUCGACUUCUCCAGGCCCCACGGACGCCCAGCAGCUGGGACCCUGGAGGAUCCCCUUCCCCGGGGCAAGGUGGGAACAUCAAAAAGACCACCCAAACCUGUGUCGUUGGAUGAAGAAGAGGAUGGUGCGAAAGGGGAUGUGACGAAGACCAAACCAAGUGGGGUCAAACAAGGAACAGUUGCUAACAGCCCACGGACUGAACAAAAGGGGAGGACCUCCAGAGGAACUUCGAAGCCUGAAGCCAUGGAGCUGAAGGAGGAGGAGCUGGCAAGGAAGACCAAACCCAUUCCCUCUCAAUAUCUAAGAGGACCACCAGCAAGUAGGCCUGAGGCAUCAGGAACAGCUGCGGUUAGGCGAUCAUCGAGAGCCAGGUCAGUGCCGGCUGGGUUUUAUGAAGAAGAUUAUGAAAGUGAAGAGGACGAAGAGGACUGGGAGAAAGAGACCAUUCCCAUUGCUGCUUGCCACCUCAGAGGGCCCCCCAUCGGCCCAAGACCAGAGCAGACAUCUGCGACAACACUCCACACCGGAAGAAGGGCAGACGUCCGGUACGUCUGCACGAAACCCCUGACAGUGAGCACAGCCCGGAGGCACGUACACUUCCUCGAUCCCCUCCCCCACGGAGGGGGGAGGGGCCGAGGCAUCCUGGAGUGGGAGGAGCCAUCUCCCAGGGUCCCCAGAGAGGAGCCCGGUGUCAAUUUGAUAGCGAGGACCAUCUGGAGGAACAUGUUUGUCUGCGGCACCGUUUUCGCAACCCUCUUUUUUAUCUUAGUUUGUGUUGAGACACUGAGGUGACGCGCACAACCGUAAUACAAAUAUGAAUCACUAGAGCUGGAUCGUGUGGGCCGUCCUGCCCGUGGCUCCCAUGUAGUAAUGUUGGUUGGAAUGUGGUGGAAGACGGAAGAGGAAUCCUCAAACCUCAGGAUAGUGGUGCUGCCAUCUUUACAGUGAUUGGCUGAAACACAAGCAAAAACAUAAUUUUUGUUUGAGUAAAGGGUAUCCUAACAAGAGGCUCUUUUAUAAAACAUCUGUAGUUGGAUUUGUUGACACUGAAGACUACCCAAUACAUCGGAGCACAAUGCCACUCUCAAGGUGCUGACAAACAUGCGUUUAACGGUGCAUCACUCUCAGCUGAAAGGGUUGACAAAACAGUUAUUGAGGUAUGCAUGGUGCGCAGGGCACACUCACAAAGAGACUGUCACUAUUCUAUAUGCCAGUGUUCAUCGACCAGUUUUGUACUGCAGGUAGCACGUAGGAUGUCAUUCUUGAAACAUACUUUACUUACAAUAUUAGAAAAAUAAGGGAGUCGUUUUUCAUAGUGAUGUCUUCCAUUCAUGUUUCGUAUGGAUUUGUGUUUGCAAAAUAAACACACUUGCAGCAUUAGCAUUUCUUUCAA